Messenger RNA from Sipha flava (yellow sugarcane aphid), 1303 nucleotides. RefSeq names its product putative inositol monophosphatase 3. The transcript is spliced from 4 exons. Gene Ontology annotation, cellular component: endomembrane system. Gene Ontology annotation, molecular function: 3'-nucleotidase activity. The record is from RefSeq and is a predicted model, not a curated record. NCBI's taxonomy places the organism in Eukaryota, Metazoa, Arthropoda, Insecta, Hemiptera, Aphididae. Gene Ontology annotation, biological process: phosphatidylinositol phosphate biosynthetic process. Bases 109 to 1116 code for a protein of 335 amino acids.
UUACAAAUAUAAUAAGUUUACAGUAUAAUAUAAUUCUUAAUGAAAUACUACAUUUACGAAAAUGAUUAUUGGACUUUUAUUGCAAAUGCCAAUUUCUAGUUCUGUGAAAUGCAUAUUAAUAAAUAUAAUCUUUUGAAAAUGAUAAUUCGAAAUAAAACUUUGAUUAAAUUAUUUUUUUUAUUAGUUUUUUGUAUUACAAUUCUAUAUGUUAGUAAGUUUAGUGUUAACAAUAGUUAUGAAUUUGUGAAAGGUAAAGAUCUGUUACAACAAGCGAUCGAAGCUGCUCGAUUGGGUGGUGUUCAAGUAGCUUCUAUUCAUAAUGAACAUCUGGUUAGUGCCAAAUCCAAAGGAAAAACCGCUGAAGGUGCAAAUGAUCCGGUUACUAAUGCUGAUUACACCUCUCAUUGUGCUAUGUAUUAUUCGCUGAAAAAAAAUUUACCAAAUGUAAAAGUUAUAUCAGAAGAAGAAUUAUCUGAAAAAGACUGUAAUAAGUUAAAUAUUAGAGAAUUAAAAGAUUAUAAAAAUGAACUUGUAAUACACAAUGAAGAAGAAUUUGAAAGGAAAUAUUUAACUAUAUGGAUAGAUCCACUAGAUGCAACACAAGAAUUCACUGAAAGUUUGACACAGUAUGUAACUACUAUGGUUUGUGUUGCGUACAAAGGUAAACCUAUUAUGGGUGUUAUACAUGAACCAUUUACAUCUAAAACAACAUGGGCUUGGUCUUCCAAAUCAAGAUCAGAUAAUUUCAACAAUAUCAAAAUUUCGAAAAAAAGAUCAAUUAUAGUAUCAAGAUCACAUAAAGGAGACAUAAUGAGUUUAUUGGAUCGACGUUUAUAUGGUAUACCAGUUGUUACUGCUGGAGGUGCAGGGUUCAAAGUUUUACAAGUUUUAUUUGGGAAUUCAUCUGCUUAUAUACACACAACCAACAUUAAAAAAUGGGAUAUAUGUGCUGGACAUGCAUUAUUAAAGAGUAUAGGAGGUGAUAUUACAUCCCUAGAAAACAAAGAUAUUACAUAUGAAAAAUAUACAAGUAUGAUACAUGUUGGAGGAAUACUUGCUACUGCCCGUGACCAUCUAUAUUUUAUUAAUUCCCUAAAAAACGUACGAGGUGUUUGAAGGCUUUUAAUAUUAGAUAUUAUUCAAAUGAAAAAUUGUUAAUGUGUUUCUUACUUAUGUAAGCACUUUCAACUUAAUAGAAAAUAAUAAUAAAUUUGGUGGAGUUAAAUUUGUGAAGUUUACAACAAUUCACUUUUAUGCUCAAUGUAAAAUAAUUAUUUUAUUAUAUGUUUUGUGAUUUAUUUAG